Messenger RNA from Strongyloides ratti, 3279 nucleotides. Its product is annotated as Integrin alpha chain family and FG-GAP repeat and Integrin alpha beta-propellor repeat and Integrin alpha-2 domain-containing protein. The record is from RefSeq and is a predicted model, not a curated record. Gene Ontology annotation, biological process: cell-cell adhesion; cell adhesion mediated by integrin; cell-matrix adhesion. Lineage: Eukaryota; Metazoa; Nematoda; Chromadorea; Rhabditida; Strongyloididae. Gene Ontology annotation, molecular function: integrin binding. Bases 1 to 3279 code for a protein of 1092 amino acids. Gene Ontology annotation, cellular component: integrin complex; external side of plasma membrane. The transcript has 4 exons.
AUGAGAUUAAUUUUUAUACUUUUCUACUAUUUAUUUAAUAAAAUAUUCUCAUUUAAUAUUGAUAUUUCAUCACCAACAUAUAAAGUUGGUCCACUCAAUUCACAUUUUGGUUUUUCUGUUGCAGAACAUUUUAAUGGAAAAAAUCCAAUACUUUUAAUUGGUGCACCAAAAGCUAAUUCAAGUCAACCAGGAACUAUAUCAGCUGGGGCUAUUUAUUCAUGUCCUUUAAAUAGUUAUUUUCGAUAUAAAUCAACAAUUAAUGAUAAAUGGUGUUCUCAGACAUAUGUUGAAUAUCAAAAUAAAGAAAGAUAUAAGUUACCACCAAGAACAAAAGAUGAUCGUAGUAUUACAAUAGACUCAAAGGGUAAUGAUUAUCAACUAUUAGGAGCUUCUGUAUCUUCAUCUGGUAAAAUUAAUGGAAGAGCUAUUGUAUGUGCUCCUUUAAAAAGAUAUCAUGAAGGUGUUAGUUAUACAGAUGGUAGUUGUUAUGUUCUUGGAACUGAUUUAACAUUAACAUCUAUUGUUCAUAAUUGUAAUGGUGGAAGAUUAUCUAAACAAGAAAGACAUAAUAGUUAUGGUGCUUGUAUGCAAGGAUUUAGUUCAUCAAUUGAUGAAGAAGUUAUAUUAACAGGUACUAUUGGUGCUAAAGCAUGGACAGGUGGUGUUCAUGCAACAUUUGUUGAUAAAUCUGAUGAUGUUUUUUCUAUUAAUAUUGAUAGAACAACUCUUGGUUUUGAGGAAAGAGAAGGUGGAAUUAGAGAAAACAAAUUAUUUGAAAAAGGUGAUUAUGUUGGAUAUAGUGUUAAACAUGGAAGAUUUGGUUUUUGGUAUGAAGAUAAAAAAAAUUUUACUAUUGUAUCUGGAUCAACAAGACAUAAUCAAAGUGGUUCUGUAGUGUUUUUUCCUUUUAUGAGUAUUCAAGAUCAAUCUUAUGAAGAAAUGUUACCAACAAAUGAUGGAUUUAUGUUAAAAGGUAAACAAAUUGGUAGUGGAUUUGGAUAUUCUAUUGAAAUUGUUGAUCUUAAUAAUGAUGGUUUUGAUGAUCUUAUUGUUGGAGCACCAUACGAAUUUUAUAUUGAUGAAAAAGGUAGUGAAUUUCAUGGUGCUGUAUAUGUAUAUUUUUCUUCUGGAAAAUUUCAAUCAAGAGAUCAAAAUGAACUUGUUUUUAAAAAACCUAUUAUAUUAAGAGGUAAUCUUAAUAGAGAUGAAUAUGGAUAUGAUGAUUUUGCUGUUGGCGCACCAUUUGAUGAUAAUGGUGCUGGAGUUAUUUAUAUUUAUUUUGGUAGUAAAGAUGAAAAAAGUUUUAACAUAAAAGCUGCUCAAAUUAUUUCAGCUUCUAAACUUGGUAUUUCUCCAAGACAAAAUCCAUUAAAAAGUUGUGGUUUUUCUUUAUCUGGUGGUAGUGAUAUUGAUAAUAAUGGAUAUCCAGAUCUUUUAGUCGGUUGUGUUUUAUCUGAUACAGUUGUUGCAUUAAGAUCAAAACCUAUUAUUAAUAUUAUUACAGAUCAUUCAAUGAUUAAUACUUCAUUAAAUAUUGAUGGUGGUAUUAAUUGUCCAAAAGGUUCAAAAACAUGUUUUGAAUUUACAACUAUCUUAAGUAUGAAUCCAAGUUAUUCAAAAGAAAAAUUAGUUGAUUAUACAAAAGAUGUUUUUAUUUGCCAACUUGAAACAUUACCUUCACAGUUAGGUGUUGAUAGAAGAGCUAAAAUUUAUGGUUCAAAAGAUGGAUAUACAUUAAAUUGGGAAUGUGGAAAAAAUUUAAAUAAACAAUCACAACGAAAAUCUCAUAAACUUUUUAUAUCUAAAGAUAAUACAGAUUGGUUAAAUCCAUUAAAAUUAAAAUUUAGUGUAAGUAUUAAAGAUCAAUCAAAACCUACAUUACCUAAUGAAGGGGAGCCUCUUAUAAAUCUUAAUAAUUAUCCAAUUUUAAAUAAAUACAAUUCAACUCAUGAAGUUUUAAUAUCAUUUAAUAAACGUUGUGGUGAUGAUGAUAAAUGUGAAUCAGAUUUAGAAUUAGGAGCUACAUUUUUAGAUAUAUCUCAAGAUAAAAAAGGAAAAUUUGUAACAAGAGUUGGUGAAAAAGAUUCAAUAAAUAUUAAAUUUAUUGUUAAAAAUAAAGGUGAAAGAGCUUAUGAAUCAAGAAUGUAUCUUCAAUAUAAUCAUGAUGAAUUAGAUGUUCCACAAUUAGAUGGUACAAAAAAAUUAAGUUCUGUUAAUAUAGAAAGUUAUGAAAAUAAUAUAAUAAUAUUUUCACUUGGUAAUCCUAUUGAACCAGGAAAAAUUAUAACAUUCCAUGUGACAUUUAAAUUAGUUAAAUCAGAAGGUCAAAGAACAAGCAAUAUUUUAUUUUUUAAAGCUAAUGUUAAUUCAACAAGUAUUGAAAAAAAUGAUAAAGAUAAUAUAUGGGAAGAAGAAUUAGAAAUAAUAAAAGAAGCUGAACUUGAAUUAAGUGGUGUAUCAUCUCCACAAAUGAAUUAUUUUGGUACAACAAUUGAUAGUUUACCUGAAUCUGAAUUAAAAUAUGAAGAAGAUAUUGGUCCAAUGGUUAAACAUCAAUAUACAGUUACAAAUAAAGGACCAUUUUAUGUUAGAGAUGUUUCUGUUGAAUUUGAUUGGCCAUUUAGAAUUGAUCAUGAGGAUGGUGAAAAUAAUUAUGCAUUAUAUCUUCUUGAAACUCCGACAAUAAUAGAAGCAGAUAAAUCAAUAAGACAUUGUCUUGUUGAAGAUGCUUAUGAUUAUAUAAAUCCACAAAAAUUAAUUAUCGAUCCAAGUUUAAAAGUUGAAAAUAUUAUUAAACAAAAAGGAAGAAAUAAAAGAGAAGUUGAAGAAGGUAAAAUAUUUAAUAUACCAGAAAUAAAAAUUUCAACAAAAGGUUUUCUUGGAUCUAAAGGUUUAGAACCAAUUGAGGCUACUGAUUCAAAUGGUUCACCUAUAAUGAUUGUUGAUGUACAUUAUUAUUAUACAAAUAUUGAAUAUGUUCAAAUAUCUUCCUCAGGAAGAAUUAUAGUUAAACCAGAACAGGGUGUAGUUGAUGAUCAAUCAAAUAAUUUUUUUACCAUUAGUACACAUGCAUAUCCUGAUAGGCCUAAACUUCAAACUCAAGAAGUUCCUAUUCUUCCAAUUAUAUUAGCUAUAAUUGUUGGUUUAUUAAUACUUGGAGUAAUUAUUUUAAUAUGUUGGAAAUGUGGUUUCUUUAAAAGAAAAAGAGCGGGUGAUGGUCCUUUACUUCAUAAAGCUGAAUUACAAUAUGAAAGAGAAAUGUGGCAUGAAAUGCGAUAA